GUGAUUGUUGUUCAGUGGUGAAUUAUUUAGUAUUAUUCAUAAAAAAUGGAUAAAGAAAAUAAUGAAAAUAAUCAAAGCGAAGCGACCGGCAAUGAUAUAAAAGAAGACACAGUGCCUGCGAGUACUCCUUCUGGUAUAAAACCCCAACAAGAAAAUAAUGUGGAUUCUAACCUCACUAACUCCAAAGAAAAUGAAAGUGAACCCUUACACUUUCAAUACGUUUCCAAGAUUUCCACGGAAAAUAUAUCGCAUUCUAUAAAAAGAAUGUUAAAAGAUAUAAAUACUUCCAGGCUCAAUCUCAACGUACAAUUUGCCGCAAUUAGAUUAAAACUUCAUGAAGCAACUAAACAAUCUACAACUAUUCGUGUUCGUGUGCAUGAACUUCGUGCAGGUAUUUCCGAAAUUCAGUCAAGUUUGGAUGAAGGACAUAUCGAUGAUAAGUUUAUGGAAAUAUAUAAAAACAUUAUAGACAAUCUUAAAAACCAGCACGACGAGAUUUCAGAGCACUUAAAAGAAGUUACAAAGAGAAAAGACCAUCUUAAUGAACAAUUGAAUAAUUUGGUACUACUAAAGAAGGGUGUUCAAGAAAAAUUAGAACUAUUAAGAGUUAACUUGGAGAGAGUUAACCUCAAAGAAUGUGAAGAUUAAGUAAAGCAUGUCAUGUUACCUUAUCUUG
Molecule: messenger RNA, 676 nt
Organism: Onthophagus taurus
Lineage: Eukaryota; Metazoa; Arthropoda; Insecta; Coleoptera; Scarabaeidae
Source: RefSeq, a predicted model, not a curated record